ACGCCAUAGCGGAGCAGCUCGACCCCAGUCAAUCGCGAAGCUCUGUCACGCAGCACGAGCGUUCCAAGAGCGGACGCCGUGACGAGCAGCCCAGGCUCAACUCCCUCCAUUUCAUCACAAGCAUUUCCCACCCGAUGCGUCCAUCGUCGACGACCUAGCAGCUUCUAUAUGGAAGUUCUCGGCAUCGAUACUACGAAACCCUACCCGUUUACCAAAGCGUCUGCCAUCAUCCGCUGCUGCAGAUGGUUGCCAUCGAGACUGUUCACUUAACGGAUCGGCUCUGGCUUGAAGGACUGCCGGGAAUUAUACGAAAGGGCUGCUCAGCCAAGGCCCUACGAGCCAUUCACUAGCGACAAAAAUGGCGUACUCGACCAGCAGCAGGGCGCCUUCCCCACGGUCAUUUGCCAUUCAGCACCAACGGCCGAAGGAUAGCUUCACGGGUUGCUCCAGAAUACACGACUAUGAGCUACUCCAGAAACUUGGCGAAGGAACCUUCGGUGAGGUUCACAAGGCACGGUCGAAGAGGACUGGUGCCCUGGUCGCCUUGAAGAAGAUUAUCAUGCAUAACGAAAAGGACGGGUUCCCGAUCACCGCCCUACGCGAAAUCAAGCUUCUCAAGCUGUUGUCACAUCGAAAUGUCCUAAGGUUAGAGGAUAUGGCUGUUGAGCACCACAGCAAGUCGACCGACAAGCGGAAACGACCAAUCAUGUACAUGGUUAUGCCGUACAUGGACCACGACCUGUCAGGCCUGCUGGACAAUCCCUCGGUACAAUUCACAGUGCCGCAAAUCAAAUGCUACCUCCUUCAACUCCUUGAGGGUCUGCGCUACCUGCACGAUAACCACAUUCUACAUCGAGACAUGAAGGCAGCCAACCUGCUCAUCAACAACAAGGGCAACCUCCAGAUUGCCGACUUUGGUCUUGCCCGGCACUAUGAUGGCCCCGUGCCAAAGCCAGGCCAAGGUGGUGGAGACGGUCGUCGGGAAUAUACGAGUCUCGUCGUGACAAGAUGGUACCGACCGCCAGAGCUGCUCCUACAUCUGAAGAGAUAUACCACGGCUAUUGAUAUGUGGGGUGUGGGGUGCGUCUUUGGUGAGAUGCUUACAGGAAAGCCGAUCCUGGCUGGAGAGAGCGACACCCAUCAAUUGGAAAUCAUCUUCGACUUGGUCGGCACCCCGACCGAGCAGUCAAUGCCAGGCUGGAAACAAUUGCCAGGCGCUGAAGGCCUCAUACCUCGGCCACGACCGCCAUCGCUUCCCCAACGAUUUAGAGAACACGGCCCCCAGGCCGUCUCUUUGCUUACGGAGCUAAUGCUGUUGGACUGGCGCGCUCGUCUUAAUGCGCAUGAUGCCCUGGAGCACCCUUACUUCAAGACUGCGCCGUACCCUGCUCGUCCAGAAGACAUCCCAACAUUCGAAGACAGCCACGAAUUAGAUCGCAGGAAGUUCCAUGACCGCAGAGCGGCUUUGCCACCGGCUCCACAGGGAGGUACCGUUGGUGUAGCAGGGUUCGAGGGCUCGAAUGCCUCGUUUGGCGCUGGCGAUGGAUACGGUCACAGAGGUAGCGGGCGCCAUCACAAUAACCACCACAGAGAUCGCCGGGAUAUGGACGACGGCGGGCGACGGCCGACCUGGGCUCGCGAGCAGCCUCGACACGAACACCGCCUCCCACCGCGCCCGCCGCCACCAGAGAACGGGUGGGACUCGCACGGUGACAGUAGGGGGCUCCCACCACGGAGUCGCGGCCCUGGCGCGGGACCUCCGCCGUCCUCGAUGGGUCCAAGACCAGGGGCCGACGUGGACACCUAUAUACCGGCAUACGGCGACCGGCCGCCUCCGCGGGCGGACCGUCCUCCACGUGGAGGAGGGCCAGGCGAUCCGCCACCUAGGAAACGGGACGACCGGGAUGAUAUGCGACGGCACGACUGGGACCGCCGGGACCGAGAUCGCGAUCGCGAUCGCGAUAGGGAUAGGGAUAGAGACAGAGACAGGGAGAUGCGGGAUUACGAUAGCGGUGGCCGCAGCCGUGCCAGCAGGACGCGUAGCAGGAGUCGCUCGCCGCCAAGAGGUGGAGACUCAAGGGACCGGGAUGUAUACCGCAGAUAGCAUCGAUGGGACCAUCGCCGGCACUGAAGUACAUAUGGAGCUUGUGUUACUGGUAUAAAGCUAUCGCUCGAGG
Molecule: messenger RNA, 2177 nt
Organism: Microdochium trichocladiopsis
Lineage: Eukaryota; Fungi; Ascomycota; Sordariomycetes; Xylariales; Microdochiaceae
Product: kinase-like domain-containing protein
Exons: 5
Coding region: 359-2104 (581 amino acids)
Biological process (GO): protein phosphorylation
Cellular component (GO): nucleus
Molecular function (GO): ATP binding; cyclin-dependent protein serine/threonine kinase activity
Source: RefSeq, a predicted model, not a curated record